Molecule: messenger RNA, 952 nt
Organism: Epinephelus lanceolatus (giant grouper)
Lineage: Eukaryota; Metazoa; Chordata; Actinopteri; Perciformes; Serranidae
Source: RefSeq, a predicted model, not a curated record
ACAUGAGGAUGUGGAGCCUUAAGAGCCUGCUGAUCACCCUGUGCAUUGCUCUCAGCUGUGUGAGGCAUGCAGCAGGGUUGAUCCAUGUGUCUGGAUAUGAAGGGGGUGAAGUUAAUGUUUCUUGUCGGUACGGACAGGGUUAUGAAUCUUACGAGAAGUACCUGUGCAAGAAUGACUGUGGCGACAGUGAUGUUCUUAUUACGACAACAGAAGCAAAGAAGCACAGAUACUCCAUCUAUGAUGAUAAACACAGACAAGUCUUCAUAGCGACCAUCUCCGAUCUAAGUCGUACAGAUGCUGGGAAAUACUGGUGUGGGGUGACAAGGACUGGUAAGGAUCUCUACACUGAAGUGAAGCUGGAAGUAGGACGAGAAUGGUGCUGCGUGAAGUCGAACAAACUGAGAGGCAUUGUGGGCCAACCCGGAACUAUGCAGUGUCCAUAUCCACCACAACAUAGGCAUAACAGGAAGUUCCUCUGUAAGGGAGACCACCGCAACAACUGUACAGACAUGGUGACAAGUCAGAGCAGGUUCACGCUGCAAGAUGACGUUCCUUCCAGCUCUUUCACGGUGCUGAUCACGGAGCUGAGAGCAGGGGAUGCUGGGACAUACUGGUGUGGUUCAGACCCACAGUGGACUGCUGCGAACUACACACAGAUUCAGCUGUCACUAGGCUUUUCACAGCAGACCAGCACUGUGAGAUCUACCAUCACUGUGGUGGAACCUGUUGCAUCACAAUCAACACCAGUCCCUGGACAACAGAUCAAACCACGUGUACACCCUGUGGUUUUCGCCGUGCCCGCUGUGCUGCUCACACUGACGUUUGCUCUGGUCGUGGUUUAUAAAUACAAGUGUUCCAAAGUGCGAGGAGCUGGAGCCAACAUGAACAGAGACAACACCAAGGCAGCCGUAACAGAGGAAGUGAUAGGAGGAGUAGAUGUAAGAAAACAAAA